CUUCAUUUUAUGCCGUCUGAUUACGCGAGCAAAUCGCAGACUCUUUUCCAAAUGAGUUCACCUUAGCACAAUUAAGUUUGAUUCCUGCGUCGCCUCGUCUUUUAAACAGUUCCCUCCACGGCAACCAUGAACGGCUCGCUGCACUCGAACACAGUGGACAUAAAACUCAAGCGAGGGCCUGCAGGUCUGGGCUUCAACAUUGUGGGCGGCGUGGACCAGCAAUACGUCGUCAACGAUUGCGGCAUCUACGUGUCCAAAAUCAAGGAGGAUGGUGCAGCGGCGUUGGACGGCAGGCUUCAAGAGGGCGACCGCAUCCUGGCGAUCAAUGGUGUCAAGCUGGAGGAUCAGACGCACAAAGCUGCAGUGGAUUUAUUCCGGACAGCAGGGGAGGACGUGGAGCUGCGCGUUCUGAAAAAGUCAUCCCAUCAUAUAAACGGGCCGUCCGAUACUCAAGCCGAUCAUGCGCCCUCGGCACCUUAUCUGGGGAUACUUGCUGUGCUAACGGGAGCCGCCGUUGCCAUCUUUGCAUUCAUUUACAUCCGUAACAACCGAAGACCGUUUUAACAUAACAUGCUAUUGUUUUUUUCAUUUUUAGGAUCAAACAUUGAGGCCAAAGAAGGGAGUGAUUUUUUUUUUUUUUUUCUUCCAAAUGACACUAAAGCAUUUCUCGUCACAGAGAUAAUAGUCCUGGCACAACUUUGUGGGCUGUAUCUUCAUAACAUGGUUGCCCUUAAGGGGGGAAAAAAAGCUAGUCAGCGCCGCCAUCCUUUUGUUAUGGCCGAACGUCAGUCCAAUCGAACCUUCUCAUGACACGCUUGCAUUUUUUGUUGCACUUUGUCACGGCCAAAUAUGCACAGAAUUCUGGCCUGAAAAGUAUAAGGCAGGCAGAAUAACCCACCAAUCAACGUUUAAAAAUUCAUUCAUCAAUCCCAUCUUGACGCAAUGGCAUUUGGAACAGAAAGUGCAUUACUGGUUUCCGACCCGCAGAGGGCGCUGUAGAUGCACUUUCAACGAGUUUGCGCGUUAGACCAAAACAAUGCUGGGUAUGGGGAUUUGAGUUACGUACUCCCCGUUAUGUCACAACUCAACUCACCUCGAGAAAAAAAAAAACAUUUCAUGUAAAAAUAAAUUGAUCAAAGAAAUUUAGUUGAAUGGUCAUCGCUACUAAAAAUGCCAUUGUAGAUGCCAUCAAUUGCACUGGAUCAAUCAUUUAGCUUGUGUGUUCAAGAAUGUUCUCAUUUUUCACACUAGUCCUAGAUCUAAUUCAUCUUUUAAUAUGUCGAUUAUAUAUAAUAUAUAAGUAGAAACCAUAUUUUUGGUUAUGUCAGAAAUUCCCACGCAUAAUGAAGAGUUAAAGCUCGAAAUUUAUUUUUAUACAGAUAUAUAGUUUGAUAGAUCAUUUUGAAAUCACGCACCAAGGAUCAACCAAAUUUCUCUCUCGCCCUGUUGUCGUUAUUCUUACCAGAAAUUAAAACACAAAGUACAUAGGGUGGAAGUCAAAUCAAGUUUAUUGUGCUGUGCAAUUAAGUAUUUGCUAUAUUUGUUUUUGUAUGUCCAUCGCCAUUUUCGAACUCACAUGAACUACAUUCCCAUUUACCGUGCACAGAGGCGUGAGUAGUUCUGUAGCUAUAAGAGAGAAGGUUUCGGGGCAUUCAAUAGUUUAUUUUUGCACUAGCCAAAAUUAUGGAGCAUCUCUAGUCGGAAAGAGUCGUGCGCGCUUGUUGGAAAGUGUGUUGUCUUGUAAAUACAUUUCAUGUCACUCUGCUGCUGAUUGUGAAUACUGUGCACUGUAUGCCAGAAGAGGAAAUAAACAUUUCAUGUUUUACAUCGGA
This is a messenger RNA of Syngnathus acus (greater pipefish), 1832 nucleotides long. RefSeq names its product synaptojanin 2 binding protein (gene synj2bp). Gene Ontology annotation, molecular function: protein binding. NCBI's taxonomy places the organism in Eukaryota, Metazoa, Chordata, Actinopteri, Syngnathiformes, Syngnathidae. The transcript is spliced from 4 exons. The record is from RefSeq and is a predicted model, not a curated record. Bases 127 to 564 code for a protein of 145 amino acids.